Pogoniulus pusillus (Red-fronted tinkerbird) is the source of this 2299-nucleotide messenger RNA. RefSeq names its product meprin A subunit beta (gene MEP1B). Gene Ontology annotation, molecular function: metalloendopeptidase activity; zinc ion binding; protein binding. Lineage: Eukaryota; Metazoa; Chordata; Aves; Piciformes; Lybiidae. The record is from RefSeq and is a predicted model, not a curated record. Gene Ontology annotation, biological process: proteolysis. The transcript has 16 exons. Gene Ontology annotation, cellular component: membrane. Bases 67 to 2166 code for a protein of 699 amino acids.
UAGAGAACUGCUGAAGUGGCUGCAGGAAUCUUGACAAAAGAGCUUCUCAGCCUCCAAACGUGACUGAUGUCAGACCAACUGACACCACUGCCUGCUCCAGAGACAAUUGAAUUCGAUGUUGAUGGAGGAAUUGAUCAAGACAUCUUUGACAUCAAUGGAGCUUUAGGACUAGACCUUUUUGAGGGAGACAUCAAGCUUGAUGGGGUGAGUUCAAGGAAUGCCAUCAUUGGUGACAACUAUCGGUGGCCCCAUGUUGUCCCCUACGUCCUGGAAGAUAGCCUGGAAAUGAAUGCCAAGGGACUCAUCCUGAAGGCAUUUGAACAGUAUCGGCUGAAAACCUGCAUUGACUUCAAACCUUGGGAAGGGGAGAAGAACUACAUCUCUGUGUUCAAGGGAAGUGGAUGCUGGUCCUCAGUGGGAAACCGCCAACACGGGCUGCAGCAGCUUUCCAUCGGAGCCAACUGUGACAGGAUUGGGACGAUCCAGCACGAGUUCCUGCAUGCCCUGGGAUUCUGGCAUGAGCAGUCACGGUCUGACCGGGAUGAUUAUGUGUCCAUCGUCUGGGACAGGAUUCAGACUGGUAGAGAACACAAUUUUGAAAAAUAUAAUGACUCCACAUCAGACUUCCUGAAUGUUCCCUAUGACUACACUUCUGUGAUGCACUACAGCCAAACUGCCUUCAAGAAUGGCACUGAACCCACCAUUGUCACCAAAAUACCAGACUUCAUGGACAUCAUAGGCCAGCGGAUGGACUUCAGUGACUAUGAUCUCCAGAAGCUGAACAGGCUCUACAACUGCUCCUCCUCCCUCAGUUUCAUGGACACGUGCAGUUUUGAACUUGAAAACAUAUGUGGCAUGAUUCAAAGUUCAGAUGAUAACAGCGACUGGCAGCGUUUGUCUCAGGUUCCUGCUGGGCCAACUACUGACCACACCAACAUGGGUGAAUGUGAAGCUUCUGGCUACUUCAUGCAUUUCAGCACCAGUGCUGGAGGAGAGGGGAGCACAGCUACCCUGGAGAGCCGUAUUCUGUACCCCAAGAGGGGCUUCCAGUGCUUGCAGUUCUAUUUCUACAACAGCGGGCACGAAAGCGACCGGCUGUCUGUCUGGGUCAGGGAGUACACUUCAGCCCAUCCAAAUGGCACUUUGAGACUCAUUGAAGAGAUAGAAGAUUCACCUGCAAAUUACUGGCAGCUCCAUCAUGUUUCUUUGAAUGUCACAAGUAAAUUCCGGGUUGUGUUUCAAGGUGUGAAAGGAAAUGGCUCAUCAAGCGGAGGCCUCUCCAUUGAUGACAUCAACUUGUCUGAAACUCAGUGUCCUCACCACGUCUGGCACAUCAGGAAUUUCACACACCUCCUCGACACGAGCCCAGCAGGGCAAGAGGGAAAAAUAUACAGUCCACCUUUUUACUCUAAUGAAGGAUAUGCCUUUCAGGUCAGCUUGUAUGUAAAUGGUACCACUGGCAGCCCAUUUAACUUGGCAAUUUAUUGGCACUUGAUUUCUGGAGCAAAUGAUGAUCACCUGCAAUGGCCCUGUGCGUGGCAACAAGGUACCAUGGUUCUGCUCGACCAGCAUCCUGAUAUUCGUCAGAGGAUGUCGAACCAAAGGAGCAUAACAACAGACCCCCUGAAAUUAGAUGACUCAUCAAAUUAUUUUUGGGGUAGGCCAGAUGAAGUGGGAUCCACAGCAACUUUCUCCAAUGGAACUACUUUCAAGAGAGGUCCAGGAAGUGGAACCAGUGCAUUUUUAACCCACCAGAGACUUAGAAGCCGUGACUUUAUUAAAGAUGACAGCAUUUAUAUUCUUUUGACAAUGGAAGAUAUAUCACAUCUACUAUCAACUCAGCCAAGUGCUUCACCAACUCCAGAGGUGGAUGGUCCAGAUAUCUGUCCAGAAAACCCUUGUGAGAAUGAUGGUGUCUGUGUUGUUGUAGACAGAGCACCAGUGUGCAGGUGCCCAGCAGGUGACAACUGGUGGUACAUGGGAGAAAAGUGUGAAAGGAAAGGCUCAAGUCAGGAAACCACUGUAAUAGCUGUUUCUUCAACCAUAGCUGUGUUUGUUGUGAUGCUUAUUGUCACUGUCACAACUGCAGUGUGCCUCAAAAAGAAAUACAGGAAAGGACGUGAGGAGAAACUGACUCUGGAAGAUUUGAAGAAAACAUCCUUCUGAAGGCAAUGCAAGCAAGCACCAAGGGCACGAGAAGAGCAUCACUGGAAAACCACAACUGCAUCAUCGUUCUCUCUGUUAUUUGUAUCUCAAACAUGGUGGCAAAGGUUUGUUAAGUCUGGCAAAUCAUUCCUCA